This is a messenger RNA of Colletotrichum destructivum, 3240 nucleotides long. RefSeq names its product Putative Zinc finger, PHD-type, transcription elongation factor S-II, central. NCBI's taxonomy places the organism in Eukaryota, Fungi, Ascomycota, Sordariomycetes, Glomerellales, Glomerellaceae. Gene Ontology annotation, biological process: DNA-templated transcription. The record is from RefSeq and is a predicted model, not a curated record. The transcript has 3 exons. Bases 497 to 2971 code for a protein of 824 amino acids.
CGCGCCGUUUUAUCGCAGCGCACCGCACCGCACCGCAGCCCACUCGCAUCACCUCCACCUUUGCGCGAGCUUCCCUCUCGCGCACACACACACAGACACUCGCACAUCCCUCAAAAGUCGGCACGCGAACACCAUUUCAACCUCGUUCGACCCUGUUCCUAGUGUCGCACAUCACUUCGCGCGACGGCCUUCAACUCUGACUGGUGCUUGGGGGAUUCUGGGACGGACAAUCUGGAAGGAAACCCGCGCGGCUGUCUGCACUCUUCGCACCAAGCCUGCGCGCGUACUGGAUGGGUCACAUAUCUUAGUGUUUUUUUUCUUGCUCUGUCGUAAAAACCAAUGCAUGCCUGAGAGGAAAAGAGAAAAAGACAACACCCUCCUGUAUCGACAUCUAGAACCCAUACCUCCUUCAAAGGUACAUACGCCCUCGCGCUCCUGCCCAACAAAGGGAGACGCUUGACAUCUUCCCGCCCGCCACAAAAGCAACCACGCAAGCAUGUCUGGAGAGCCGGAACCGCGCCGAUCGGUGCGCGCGACCAAGGGCCAACAUACCAAGGCCUUCGACGACCAACCGAUCGAGCCCCCCAAGAAACGAGGAAGGAAGAAGAAGCAAGAGGAGGAGCCCGAGGAAGAGAUUAUUCGCUGCGUCUGCGGUGCCACGGAACAAGAUGGCGACUCGGAAGAGCCUUGGAUCGCUUGCGACAAGUGUACAGCAUGGCAGCACAACGUUUGCAUGGGCAUGAGCGUCUUUACGGAAGACCUCCCUAAGAAUUACUACUGCGAGCAAUGUGCUCCUCAGGACCACAAGGAGCUUCUGGCUGCCAUGGAACAAGGCGAGCGCCCGUGGGAAUCGCGCCGGAAGGCCUAUGAGGACGAACAGAACGAGAAGAAAAAGAAGAAGAAAAAGGGCGGCAGGAUUGGGAAGCGCGCGAGCGACCCCAAGGAGGACUUGUCGCAAGACGCGCGAAGCAACAAGGCCGAAGACUCCCCCGCUCCUUCGGAGACUAAGGAGAAGAAAGAGAAGAAGGACGGCGCCUCCAAGGCGACCACGGGAAAGCGCAAGGCACGAGACGAAACCAUUGAGAAGGACGCAAAGACACCGGCCCCCAAGCAGCGCAAAGUCUCUGUGCCCGAAGCGUCUCCCGUCGUCAGUUACACUGCACCAGCCGACCUGGAUGCUAAGGUCACGGAUCUCCAGGAGGACCGCAAGGGUCCGGCCCAGCUUCUGCAAAAGGCCAUUGCCGGCAUACUCACUGCCGCCGUCAAGGAGAAGAGUGUCGUUCUCCCAAAGGAUACUACCGUCGCGGCGAAGGCAGAGCGCCUAGCCCUCGAGAUCGAACGCGCAGUUCACGAUGCGCAUCCGGACCGGAGUCAGUAUGCGGCGCAAGCAAGGAUUUUGUACGCCAACAUGAGAAUGAACGGCGACCUAACCAAGAGACUGCUGAAGCGGACUCUUUCGCCGCCAAUGCUGGCCACCAUGACGGCCGAUGAACUAGCCACAAAGGAGAGACAGGAAGCCAAUGCUCAGCUGAAGGCCAUCUCGGAGAAGCAGUCGAUCUUGAUUACCGAUGACGGUCCUCGCGUUCGCAGAACACACAAGGGCGAAGAGAUUGUCGAGAACGAAUCAUUUCAGCAGAAUGAUGAUGGGAGAUCCUUCAUUCGGCGGCCCAGUGGCCGAGACGUGGGAGAUUCGAAUUACGAGAACCCGGUCGAGCUCUCAGCCCACUCUGGCCUGCAUAUCGAUACCCAUGGAGCUCGGCACUCGCCCAAGCAUCCUGACUUUGAUAUCAAUAAAGUGUACGCAACUGUCAAAUCCCCGACAAGCGCCCACAACCGCCGGCCUUCAGCGCCAAUCCACGGACCCGGAGUGGAUCCCGAUGUCGACAGACUCCUCCAGGAGGAGACGGACUCGCCUCCCUACUCACCAACGGAAGAGACCGAUCCGGACGUGGUUUGGCGUGGCCAUUUGGCCAUGAGCUCGAUCGCCGACUUCCCGGCGGCAGCCAGGUUCGUCGGCGGGGCCAACCUAUCAAGCACAAUUGGGUUGCCCUGGACCAGUCUGAUUCCAAGGAGGCUCGCAGUAGCAGGUCGCAUUGACGAGCAGAAGGCUAUAGAAUACCUAUGUGGCCUGCGGUACGCUGACCAGACUGAUAUUGUCGUCGUGGCGGUGUCGCCGACCAACGAAGCUUCCCGACGCGAGUUCCAGGCCCUUUUCGAUUACUUCGUCUCCAAGAAGCGAUAUGCCGUCGUCGGCGAGAAGGGUGUCGGCAAUGUGAGGGACACAUAUCUCGUACCCGUUCUUCCUGGCGAGGGUAACGUCCCUGAGUUCAUGCUCAACUUUUCCGACAACCUCGUCCCUCAGAAGAGAACAGAACCCAUGUUGCUGGCUGUCUUUGUGUACCGGAACAGUCCCAGGCAGCCUCAAUUCGGCGGUGGUGCCGUCUCGCAAUCACCCGUCAUGAAUACGCCAACUCCCACACAGGCCGGGAUCCCUUCAAGACAGCCGUCAGUCUCCGGGCCAGCGUUCUCGCCGACCGUUGCGCAAGGACCCUUCCAGCAGCCGGGCCAUCCCCCUGCCGGUAACAACGGGCACGCAUCGCAGGAGCACCCGACGCAGGGCGCGCACCAGGUUGUGCCACCGAACCAGCCUCCUGCGGGCUACGCAGCCCAUUCUAGUCCCGAGGCUGAGAAGCAACAACGUCAACAACAAGGCCAGGUCAUUGCACAGGAAGUGCUUGGUCCGUUGAUCAACAGUCCUACGGUGAAGUUCCUCUUGCCGCAAGCCUUUCAAAUGUCCCAGACGGAGUGGCAGGUCAUUCGGGGCAUUCUGGAGAGGGAUGCACGUGCACGAGAUGACUUGGCGUAUCUCAGUCAACUGUUGGAGAAGCAGCCGUCAGUUGGCGGUAAGUCUGGUGACGCACCGCCACCUGCAGCUCCUCAUGGGGCACAGGGCGUAGCGCCUUCAGCAUGAUCCGCGUACAUGCCAAGUGGCGGGAUGGGUAGUGGAAGUCGAAGUUGGUGAGUGAUGAUGCACAUAGCUUUCUAUUUGCGGCAAAUAACUGUUCAUGGGGCCCUUUUGUUUUCUUUUUUUCUCUUUCAUUUUCGUAGGUCUUGGGACUGAGAGACGGAGAUACCGCUCCCUCAUGAGUAGGGGUUUGGCCAACGCUCAAUGGGUUCUGCUUAUGGAGUUUAUUGUCUAGCUCUAUCGGAUUAAGGCACAAUAGAACAACAGUAUCAUUU